AUGGCUCCAAAACGGCAGAGUACUUCCUCCGAUGAUAGUUCAUCUAAGAAGAGGAAAGUCAUCACCAUGGAGGUAAAGUACGACGUCGUUAAACGUUCUGAGAAGGGAGAGACAAACACCGAGAUAGGUCGUGCUUUAGGGCUUAGCAGGAUGUCGGUGGUAACCAUAGUGAAGGACAAGGAACGUAUUCUGAAGCACGUUAAGGAUGCUGCACUGAUGAAGGCAACGGUGAUUAACAUGAAGCAACGUAGCCAGAGCAUUGUGGAAAUGGAGAAGUUGCUGAUGAUCUGGCUGGAGGACCAGAACCAGCAACGUGUUCCAGUGAGCCUAAGUGUGAUCCAGGAGAAGGCUAGAGAGCUGCAUGAGGCAGUAGUGAAGAAGAAUGGGGAAGGCCGUGCUAGUGGAGAAUUUUCCGCGAGUAGAGGUUGGUUUAACUGUUUUAAGGCUCGUGCUAAUUUACAUAAUGUGAAGCUGCAAGGUGAAGCUGCUACUGCUGAUAGCGAAGCAGCAGAAAGUUUUCCUAGUGGUUUGGCUGAAAUAAUUAAGGAUCAUGGUUACACAGCUGACCAAGUUUUUAAUGUAGAUGAGACUGGCUUAUUUUGGAAAAGGAUGCCCAACCGUACAUAUCUUUCCAAGGAGAAGUCAGCACCUGGCCAUAAAGCUGGUAAGGAGCAACUGACUUUACUCUUUGGGGCCAAUGCAAGUGGCGACUUGAAACUUAAGCCCUUGCUAGUGUAUUUGGCAGAAAAUCCCAUGGCUUUCAAGGGCAUUUUCAAGAGUCAACUCCCUGUCAUUUGGAAGUCUAACAAGAAGGCUUGGGUUACCUUGAUGGUCUUCGAAAAUUGGUUCAAUGACCAUUUCGUACCAGCAGUGGAACGGUAUUUGUCUUCGAAGGGUCUGCCUUUUAAGGUUCUUUUAGUUCUAGACAAUGACCCUGGUCACCCUUCAAAUUAA
Molecule: messenger RNA, 954 nt
Organism: Macrobrachium nipponense
Lineage: Eukaryota; Metazoa; Arthropoda; Malacostraca; Decapoda; Palaemonidae
Product: tigger transposable element-derived protein 1-like
Exons: 1
Coding region: 1-954 (317 amino acids)
Cellular component (GO): nucleus
Molecular function (GO): DNA binding
Source: RefSeq, a predicted model, not a curated record